Messenger RNA from Pseudocercospora fijiensis CIRAD86, 1117 nucleotides. RefSeq names its product calcium-binding EF-hand. The record is from RefSeq and is a predicted model, not a curated record. The transcript is spliced from 4 exons. Gene Ontology annotation, molecular function: calcium ion binding. Bases 190 to 762 code for a protein of 190 amino acids. Gene Ontology annotation, cellular component: cytosol; membrane; intracellular membrane-bounded organelle. Lineage: Eukaryota; Fungi; Ascomycota; Dothideomycetes; Mycosphaerellales; Mycosphaerellaceae.
GCGCACAACCACCACCAACACCAGAAUCUAUCCAUUAACUCCUCUACUCCUAUGCAUAGCUCUGCGACAGUCUCAGGCUCGCCAUCGACUCCGUGAAACCUGCCACCACCCACAUCCCACACCUCUGUCGCAACUACCCAACACAGGACCCGUAUACACUUCGCCACUCCUCCAUAGCGCUGCUUGACAAUGGGCAAGAGUCAAAGUAAGCUCAGCCAGCAGGAGCUGGCAGACCUGCAAAAAGCCACACAUUUCGACAAGAAAGAGCUGCAGCAGUGGUAUAAGGGCUUCCUGAAGGAUUGCCCAUCCGGCAUGCUCACCAAGUCCGAGUUCCAAAAGAUAUACAAGCAGUUCUUUCCCUUCGGCGAUCCUUCGUCAUUCGCAGAUUAUGUAUUCAACGUCUUCGACGCCGACAAGUCAGGCAGUAUAGACUUCAAAGAGUUCAUCUGCGCGCUCUCCGUUACUAGUAGAGGGAAGAUGGAGGACAAACUGGACUGGGCCUUCCAGCUAUACGACAUUGACGGAGAUGGCAAGAUCAGCUACGAUGAAAUGUUGUCCAUUGUAGAAGCAAUCUACAAAAUGGUGGGCAGCAUGGUGAAGUUGCCGGAGGAUGAGGACACCCCCGAGAAACGAGUGAAGAAGAUAUUCAGGAUGAUGGACAAGGAUGAGAACGGAAGUUUGGACAUGGCAGAGUUCAAGGAGGGUAGCAAGCGGGACGAAACCAUUGUGUCAGCACUGUCACUGUAUGAUGGUCUGGUGUGAUGAGCGCCUGAGUAGUGUGAUAUGCACAUGAACUGCACGAUUCCCAAGAAGCUACGAACCUGCACGAAUACCGAGAAGUAGAGACCUGAGAUUUGCAUGGCGCCUGGAGAAGCAGGACCUGUGGUACAGGAUACCAUGAAAUAGCCCCAAGAGCUUAUCAGGAUAACAGCAUCUAUGCAUUGAUGUCUUUGUGGAGUAGAGGCGAAGUAUGAAACUCGCGCCUCGCCUCGCGUCAUUGUAUGCAGACGUGGAAUGGCAAGGCAAGCCGGAAGCUCGAAUCAUGUACUUUACCUCGCGCGAAGUGAUCUUGGACUCCACUGAUGUGGCCCAUAGCUUCCAACCCAAGUUUACAUUC